AUGGCUUCGCCCGCGGCGGCUUCUCGCCAUGUUCAGCGCGUGGUCUCGCAAGCCCGCCUGCGCUCAGCACGGCCUUUGAGAAGCCAAUUGGCUCUCAAUAGAUGGGCUUCCUCAUCUUCAGGCGCUCGGCGGUCUCCCGCCAGCUUUGGAGCUUCUUCCUCAUCUUCCACGGUCGCCAUUUGGCUUGCAGCAGCCGCUAUUGGCAUCACUGCUCCCUUGGCUUACAGCUUGUCAACGGCAGAGUCUGCGAAGCUGGAUGUCUCAUCGCUUGCCGAGAAAGAUGAGCAGAAGAAGAGGGAGGCCAGCAUCACCGACGAAUCUCCGAUGCGCCUGCGGAUGGAGAAGUUCAUCAAAGAGCAGCAACAAAUCAUUGUCAAAGAACUCGAGCGCAUCGACGGAAAGAAGUUUCGCAAGGACGAGUGGACACGGCCAAAUGGCGGCGGCGGCAUAACCUGCGUGCUGCAGGAGGGCAACAUCUUCGAAAAGGCCGGUGUCAAUGUCAGCGUCGUUUACGGGUCGCUGCCCAAGCCAGCCAUUGCAAAGAUGCGAGAAAACCACAAGAAUCUCGAUCCCAACGUCGAGUCUUUGGAGUUCUUUGCCGCUGGCCUGAGCAUGGUGCUUCACCCGUCUAACCCCAUGGCCCCCACCGUGCACCUGAAUUACCGAUAUUUUGAGACGGCCAAUCCCGAUGGCUCAUCUCAGGCCUGGUGGUUUGGCGGCGGCAGCGACUUGACGCCUUCAUAUCUCUUUGACGAGGAUGCCAUCCACUUCCACAAGACGAUCAAGGCCGCCUGCGACAACCACGACAAGACUUACUAUCCUCGAUUCAAGAAGUGGUGUGACAAGUACUUUUACAACAAACACCGCGGCGAGUGCCGAGGCAUAGGUGGUAUCUUCUUCGAUGACCUGGAUGAGAGUGAGCGUGACCAAGAAAACACUUUUGCCUUCAUCCAGGACUGCUUAAAGUCUUUCCUGCCGUCGUACGUCCCCAUCUUGGAGAAGCGAAAGGACAUGCCCUUUGAUGAAAAGGAGAAGAUGUGGCAGCAGAUUCGCAGGGGCAAGUAUGUUGAGUUCAACCUGGUCCACGACCGAGGAACCGCCUUUGGUUUGAACACGCCUGGAUCACGAGUGGAGAGCAUUCUCGUGAGCCUGCCGUUGACGGCAAGCUGGAAAUACAUGUAUGAGCCAGAGCCCAAAAGCCGAGAGCAGAGGUUAGUAGACGUUUUGAAGGAGCCCAAGGAGUGGGUUUGA
This is a messenger RNA of Trichoderma gamsii, 1251 nucleotides long. Its product is annotated as coproporphyrinogen III oxidase. Gene Ontology annotation, cellular component: mitochondrial intermembrane space; cytoplasm. The record is from RefSeq and is a predicted model, not a curated record. Bases 1 to 1251 code for a protein of 416 amino acids. Gene Ontology annotation, molecular function: coproporphyrinogen oxidase activity. Lineage: Eukaryota; Fungi; Ascomycota; Sordariomycetes; Hypocreales; Hypocreaceae. The transcript is spliced from 2 exons.